CUGUGCUCGCUAUUCUGCAAUCUGUGGAUGCAUCCCAUAUUUUAUUUCCACUUUACAUCGCGGAACACUCCAGGAACACUCCGGGAACACUCCAGGAACACUCCGGGAACACUCCAGGAAGUUUUGGAUUUGGAUUUGUAAUCAGCGCUGUUAUGGACGGACACUGGCUCAGGAUCUGCGUUUUCAUGCUCACUACGAGCUUCCUUCAAGAAGUAGCAGCUCUGAACCUGAGGAACGAGCUAUUGGGAAAGUGUGUGCAGUUGCAGGAUGGAGAAAGCAAUGAAAAGGUGACUUUGGAGGAGUGUAAACCAGGUUCAGUGUUUCAAGAAUGGCAGUGGAACCCUGAGACACGCUCCUUAAGGAACCCACACACAGGAAAAUGCUUGACAGCUCUCAAGAUGCAAGCUCAGGGAACUGUGGGCCUCUUAGCAUGCAGAGCUGAAGAUGAUGAGACUCAGGCUUGGAGUUGUUCAAAAAAGGGCCACCUCACAUUGUAUGGCAAGGGCUUCCAUUUGAGUGUACGCUAUGACACAUCUGAUAUCUUUCUUUCCACUGAGCGAGGGAAGAGUUCCAAGUGGAAGACGCUGAAUGAGCGAACGGUGUGUGAGGAGCCACCGAAUGAGCCUAAGAAGAUAGAACCAAAAAUCAUUGCGAAAAUUCGCCUGUGGCAGCCUCAAGUGGAACAGGACGCUCCAAAACCCACCCAUGCUUCACACUUCCCCACUGUAUUACCCCAGUCUAACAGCAGCUCUGACGAUGGGGACUCUGGUGCAUUUGUGAACCCUUUCAGCAUGGAGUAUGGUCUGGAAUGGAAGGUGACGAUGCUGGUCCUGAGCUCAGUUGCACUCGUCAUUGGGAUGGUUAUCCUCAUCCUGAGCAUCUAUCAAAAUAGCAGACGUAAGAAGACUGUUGUGGUUCUUAAGUCAUACACAUCCACUGGUGAAGCCAGUCAGCCUGGUUCCCCAAUUACCAACGAACGAGCUCCUCUCACCAAACAUCCUUUGAAACCUCCCCACUCUCCGUCUAUUCAGCAUGGCGAGAUCAUGGUUGAAUGGAAGGACGGCACUGUUACGCCACUAUUCGACACCUAUCAAACAUCCUAAAGUGCCAGAUUGGAGCCUUACUGCAAAAUAAAUACUGUAAUACUCUUAGUUCUGUUAUUUAAAACCUCGCCUGCCACUUUUCACACUAAUGCAUUGUGCUGCUCAUACAUCAUGUAGUGUUUUGCUCCUUUUUGAUGCACCUGUUGCCUUUUUUCAUGCGUAGACAUAAUUUACUGCACAAUUCAAGACUGUUGGCCAUAGAAAUAAUGACUGCUUUGCCCAUCAUCCUCCGUUUCAAAAUGCUGGAAUCGGUUGAUGUUUGGGCGGAGGUCCAUGCACAGUCAUGUGACGUGUGUUUGUGUGUGUGGGAGAGAGUGUGAGGAUUUGCAGUUCACAAUAGAACAAGGUGAUCUACAGCAUAAUUACAUAGUGUUUCAGGGAAGUCAACAUAACUGUCACGAUUCAGCAUUACUCUAGUGUUGGUGCAGAGUUUCCUAUUUUUGUGAUGCUACAUGUUGUACAGUAUGACGUCUACAGAAAAAGCCCGAAGAUGGCAAGGGAAAAAUAAGCAAAGCAAAACAAUGCAUGUGUGCAUAAGGGUUUUGUUUCAUGUGGGUGUCCAUGUACACAACUUUGAACACCCUGAAGCAUAAUUUACUAAACAAGAGAGGCAGGUUGGAGUUCAUGCAGUCUGUUUCAUUCCUGCAGGCCCUCAUAUCUAUACUAGUUCCAACCUGCCAUGUUACAAGUAAGAUCUUUUGUCUCAAUCAUAAUUUGGAGCAGGGUGGUGUAAGCACUCUGUUCAGGAGCUGCCAUACAGCCCUUUUGUUUUAGUUUAGAAGUCAAGAAUAAAUUUUCUAACGAAUCAACGCAAUAACCAGUGUUCAUUGUGCAUCAAUGUGUGUCUUUUAAAAUGUCAUAAAUAUUAAUGUUAGGCUACUGUGUCAGCUAUGUUUUUAUUUCACUAUGUUAGGCAUGUUCAUGCUUGAGUACUGUUCAAUCAUCCCUGUUUUUAUCUUCCCAAGGAAACCAUUCAAUCCGUAAUGUGUUAUUUUAGGGUUUUUUUUGAUACCUGGUUUCUUGUCUAUUGCACUAACCUUCAUAGAUACAGACCUUUCCAUUCAAAUGCAUGAUUUAAUUCUUGGCUUUGGAAGCCAAUUGAAAAGUUAUAGCUAAUUUUAAUUUGGAUUUUCAUCACUAUGUAUUUAGCUUGCUGUGUGAAAUUCUUAGAAAGGAAAGAGGGCAUAAGUCCUGCUGUGUUUUAAACGUAACUGAUUUCCUCGAAAAGAAAAUAACGAAUGCCUCCUCAUUUUUCCUGAUUAUUUACACACUCCACCGUUCUCCUUCUGUAGCUGGAAACAAUUAACUGCUUCAGAAAAGAGGUUUAUUUUCAGUGAGAACAGACCCUCACCUCACCUGUAUUUAUUUAUAGGCAUGUAUUUGUAUUUGUUUUUCUAAUUAUAUCAGUCUCUAAUCUGUUUAUUUAGUUGCUUCCAGCACAGUUGCUUAAUAUAUAUUACAUUGAACUGUCUGUGGUAGCAAUUGGGCUUGUCAUAAAAUGUGAGAGAUGCUUCCAGCAGCUUUAAUAUAUAAUCGCAACUAAACCUAGAGGAUAUACAGGUAACAGACAGUUUUGAUAAUCUAGAGAUUCGAGAAAUAAAACUAAGAUAAGAAUGCAUGAAUGGUCUUAUACUUGUGUUUUUUUUUUUGUACUGUUUAACUCCACUUUAAUCUUGAUAUAUGUAUCUGUAUGUAAAAGAGCUUUGCAGUGAAUAAAGUUGGACUUCAAAAUGAAA
Molecule: messenger RNA, 2839 nt
Organism: Hemibagrus wyckioides
Lineage: Eukaryota; Metazoa; Chordata; Actinopteri; Siluriformes; Bagridae
Exons: 6
Coding region: 153-1103 (316 amino acids)
Source: RefSeq, a predicted model, not a curated record